GCACCAGACUGUUUGAUACUUCCUUUGACAGAACAGGUAGAAAUCCGACUGAAAGUGUCGGUUGAACCUGCCGAAAAAUCCACCAUCAUCCAGCUUCUCCAGUUGGAUAAAAACCACAAACAUCAUGCUGAAGAUUGUGCCAAAGUUUAUUUUGCUCUUGUUGCUAGUUUUACCCGCAACAGUGCUUCUGUCAAGCCGUGGAUCAUCGCUGGUGAGCCACGCAUCAGAAGAGGACAAGGUGGAGGAUGCCUUGGAGGGAGAGGACAUUGACGACGAAGAGGAUGACGAAGACGAGAUAGAGGUGGAGACGGAGGGAGAAGCGGACAAAGGAGAAGAUAAAAAAGCAGCAGCCAAGACGGAGGAUGAAGGAGCCGAAGAGGCAGAAGAAGAGCAGGAGAAACUCAAACCCGCUGAGGAUGUUGAGACCACAUUGCUCUUCACCAAGAAUGCUGAGAAAGAGAUUCCAGUGAACAAGAUGGUUCAGAUCCUUCUUGGUUUCACCAAUAACGGCAAGCAAAACUACGUCUUGGAAAACAUCCACGCUUCUCUCCGCUACCCACAGGAUUUCAGCUACUACAUCCAAAAUUUCACAGCGAGGGACUACAAUACAGUCGUAGAGCCAGGUAAAGAAGCUACACUGGAGUACAUCUUCCAAGCCAGCGAGACCCUUGCCCUUCGACCUUUCGGCUUCGUCAUGGAACUCAAUUACAAAGAUGCUGAAGGAAACCAGUUCAUGGAUGCAGUCUUCAACGACACUGUUCAAUUCACUGAACCGGACGAGGGCCUUGACACAGAAACGUUCUUCUUGUACGUGUUUCUAGUAGCGCUUGUUGUUGUAUUACUUGUCGGAGCACAACAGUUGGUUGCAUCUCUUGGGAAGAAGAGGAAAGCACCGAAGGCAGUGGUUGAGACAGGAACACAAAAUAACACAGAUAUAGAUUACGACUGGAUUCCCAAGGAGAAUAUGAUUGCAAAAAAAACUCCUUCGCCUCGUAAGUCACCUCGCCGACGCGCCAAGAGAGCAACGGGAUCUGGGGACGAGUGACAAAUGUCGACCCCCCAAGUACUGCUAUGAGAAUUUAAUAUCAAUCUUGAAUGAGCCACUUUGGCUACUUAUCCUUAAAAGGCAUCUUAUUCCAUUAUCGGCCAGAAUUUUAUGAAUUUUUAUGCAUGCAUUUACUAUGCAAACAAGUGUGUAUAAAAUAUCAAAGUCAAUUCAGUAAUGGGGAAUCGGAGGGGUGGCACUGAUUGUCCAGGAUUUUUCCUUUGCAAACAUCAGGGCCCAAUUUCAUAAAGACGCUUAAAUAAGCAGACUCUCGAUUUCACAUUUUCUGCUAAGCAAAAACAAGCAGGAGGAUACCGGUCGGGUAUUGUACAUGUGGCAUUCUGUUUUGGUUGGUAGCCUUAAUCUGGUAAGCAUAAAUUUGUUGUACUGACUGAGCUACUUUUUGUCCUAAGGAAGCUUAAACGUUAAGCAAAUUGUUCUGCUAACUGUAGCAGAAAAACAUUGCAUAAGUGUAAGCAUUCUUCACAGGGGAGCAUUAACAUUAGGAGGCCAGGUUGCGGGUUCACCAUGGAUAAGCAUGGUUACGCCAUUCAUUUUCAUACAGUAAGCACCAUAAGGUUGCAUGCCUUUUCGUUUGCUUACGGUUACCAGCGCUGUGAAAUUGAAACUCGCGCAGUAAGCAUAAAAUCUGCCAUUUAGCAACUCCAUGAAAUUGGGGCCCGAUGUUUACCACUUGUCAGAAGUGCAUAUUCUUUUGGUUUUACCCUUAUACCAAUUUCAAACCAAAUUAUAUUUAUCCCUGCUUUAACUUUUACAUUAAUUUGAACAAAAUUGCCUUACAAAUCAAAUUUUCUUCAGGAUCUGUCACUUUAAAAAAAGUGAACUGCAAGCCCUAUUACUUUUACAUCUCAAAAAAGGUCAACUAGGAAAAUAAAUUACACCAGGAAGUUUUAUA
Asterias rubens (European starfish) is the source of this 1961-nucleotide messenger RNA. RefSeq names its product translocon-associated protein subunit alpha-like. Gene Ontology annotation, cellular component: endoplasmic reticulum membrane; endoplasmic reticulum. Bases 125 to 1045 code for a protein of 306 amino acids. Lineage: Eukaryota; Metazoa; Echinodermata; Asteroidea; Forcipulatida; Asteriidae. The transcript has 8 exons. The record is from RefSeq and is a predicted model, not a curated record.